AUGCUUGUCACAUUCAUCAACAGAAAUAUCGGAAACUUUGACCGUAACCCCGAAUUAGCUGCCAUCAAUGCCCAUCACGCUCGUAUCAAACAUGAGAAAAGACGCCAGGCAAUAAGAGAUGCAGCUCGCAGACAAAACACUCUGCUGUUAAGCUAUUUUGAUGCAUCUGAGGCGUCUGCAAUCUCUUUAUCUGGACAAAUUGGCGGCUUGCGAGAUGACCCUUUCUGGACUCUUCCCGUGGAAAACACGUGCGAUGCCAUGAGCGGGUUCGACUACCAUUUCCAAGUCCUGUGCCCGCUCGCACUGAGCUUGGGCAACUACAACCCGGCCCAGCAUCAGAUCAUGAGGACCAACGUGCUCCAGACGCCUAUGUAUUGCAGUUCCAUGAUCGCCUUGAAUCUGACCAUGCAGCGGCUUCACAUGGACAGCAAGACGCGUCUGUCGAGGGCUGUCAUUUACCACCUGAAUAAUACUGUCGUCCAGUUGCGAGACGCGUUGCGAGAUCCGGCGACCUGCACGAGUGACAUUGUCCUCGCUACCAUCUUCCCAAUGGCUUCUGUCUACCGCAUGUUGAAUGAUCAUGCUGCUUUCAAGGCACACGUCCAAGGCGUCCGCCGCAUCGUCGAACUCCGCGGAGGGCUCGAUUCCCUGGGGUGGAGUGGCUUUUUGAAGAUAUCGGCUGUUGGGAUGUUUGAGUCUGCCGCUGUGUUGCACCGCCAACAGACCCAACGCAGCCAGGACGAAGCACAGGGGCUCAAGCUCGCCAGUGACUCGGUUGCGGAAUAUCCUUCCCUACCGCUCCCUCGAGCCUUGCAGGUCAAAAUAUCCAAACUCCCGCCCGGCCUGGCCUGUCUGGCCCUGCGACGCCGGCUCAGCCUGCAGUGCAUCAACUUCCUCCAGCUCUUUUGCGAGUGGCUCGCGGACAACAGCGUCACCCCUGGACCGCACGACUCCAUGACGGAGCUCGGCCACGACAUCCUCGCCGUGUCCGGUCUGGGCGCCACGGAACGGGUGCUCGCGGUGGCGAUCCAAGCCUACGUGAACUGGCUGGAGAGGACCGUGCGCCGCUGGUGCAACUACGCGUCCGAACACAGCGUCGAGAUGCAAAUUGCCAUGCUGGCCCGGGAGGUCGGGCUGGACGAUACGUGCGACGGGGACGCCCUUGCCUGGGCGUGUCUGCUCGUCAGAGACACGACCUCGCGGGGUUCCACGUCCUGGGGAUGGGCCACCAAGUAUCUGGCGAAGAUGGACCUGAGUGCUGAGAGGGAGGCGUAUCUCGACCGUCGUUUCUUCAGUCGUCCGGCCACGGCUGCGCCAGGUGUCACUUUCGGCCACAUUACACAUAAUGUCGGAGGAGGCUGA
This is a messenger RNA of Fonsecaea monophora, 1362 nucleotides long. RefSeq lists its product as hypothetical. The transcript is spliced from 4 exons. Lineage: Eukaryota; Fungi; Ascomycota; Eurotiomycetes; Chaetothyriales; Herpotrichiellaceae. The record is from RefSeq and is a predicted model, not a curated record. The coding region runs from base 1 to 1362 and encodes 453 amino acids.